AUGUCUUCGACAAAGAAAUCAGCCAGUGUCGGUGCGGGUACAGUCGUUACGGGUGGGUUUCUUAACCCCGGUAGUCCAUCCGGAUCUGACUUGAGCGAUUCGAGUUUACCUGGAAUGCCUUUAACACAAGUUUUCACACCCCUCCCUUUAUCAGGUGCCAUUGCUCCGUUGAGUCAUCAUCAUCAUCAUCAGAUUGAUACUUCAUCUUCAGCUACCGAUCCACCUACUUCUCUCAGCCUCUCGCUGCCAUCUUCCGAUUCAUCCGAAGUAUCGAAUCGCGGGUCUGGGUCUGCGUUCGGAUCGGUUCCGACAUCUGCGAGGAUAUAUCUGUCAAUUCCCAACAGUGGUAUCAGAGCAAGGUUUAUUGCUAAAGAAAGUCAACACAAGAAGAUCAAGAAAGCUGUUCAAAGCUGGAAGAACUUGAUCCACAGCAAGAAGAUUAUGCACUUUAGGAUUCUAUGGAUAUUCCUUUGA
Messenger RNA from Cannabis sativa, 474 nucleotides. RefSeq names its product transcription factor MYB44-like. The coding region runs from base 1 to 474 and encodes 157 amino acids. Lineage: Eukaryota; Viridiplantae; Streptophyta; Magnoliopsida; Rosales; Cannabaceae. The transcript is spliced from 2 exons. The record is from RefSeq and is a predicted model, not a curated record.